UUCACAUUCACGUUCACCCCUCCGACUCCCAUUACGACCACAAACACCCCUCACAAGGCUUUACACGUCAAUCAAUCAGUACAACACAAUCCCAAAAUGCCUCCGUCAGCGGUCGAACCCGUGAUAACCCCUUCGGAACAACCCUCCACCAAAUCCACACCCUCGACCUCAACCUCAAUACCAUCACAACCCUCAAAUCCCUCUCAUGAAGAACACCAAUACCUCAAUCUGAUCCGCGAGAUCCUCACCAACGGCGAGCACCGCCCAGAUCGUACAGGCACGGGCACAUACUCCGUCUUCGCGCCUACGCCCCUCAAAUUCGCCCUCUCCAAACCCUCAACCUCCCCUUCAGAACCCAACACCCUCAUCCUGCCCCUCCUCACAACCAAGCGCGUCUUCCUCCGCGCCGUCAUCGCCGAACUCCUCUGGUUCAUCGCAGGCUCCACGUCCGCCGCCCCCUUGGCCGCCGCCGGAAUCAAGAUCUGGGACGGCAACGGCUCCCGCGAGUACCUCGACUCUGUCGGUCUCAGUCACUACGCCGAGCAGGAACUCGGCCCCGUCUACGGCUUCCAAUGGCGACACUUCGGUGCCGAGUACGAGGGCCCUAACGCAGACUAUACGGGCAAAGGCGUCGACCAACUCGCAGAGGUCAUCGAUAAACUAAAGAACAAGCCGUACGACCGCCGCAUCAUCCUCAGCGCGUGGAACCCCGCCGAUCUGGGCAAGAUGGCGCUCCCACCUUGCCACAUGUUCGCCCAGUUCUACGUGUCGUUCCCCGGCGCGGGACGAGGCGUGCGGACGGAAGAGGGCAAGGACAGAGGGAGGGGCGUGCUACAUAGUGUGCUGUAUCAGAGGAGUUGCGAUAUGGGACUUGGCGUGCCGUUCAAUAUCGCGAGUUAUGCGCUACUGACGCAUAUGCUCGCUUCGGUUUGCGAUCUGACGCCGGGGACGUUCACACAUACGAUGGGUGAUGCACAUGUCUACCUCGACCAUGUCGACGCGUUAAAUGUGCAGUUGGAGAGGGAGCCGAGGGAGUUUCCCGAGUUGAGGAUUAAGAGGGAAAUUGGGGGUAGUAUCGAUGGAUGGGCUGUUGAGGAUUUCGAGAUCGUGGGGUACGAGCCGCAUAAGACGAUUGCCAUGAAGAUGAGCGUUUGAGCACCGAUAUCUGUGUAUAAAGGGGGAGUUAUAGACCAUGAUUGUACAUGACGUUUGAAUAGAUGGGACAACCCGUACAUACGCAGACCAUAUAUCCACGAUUUGCUUUUCCAUGCAUGUCACGUCUCCUCAUCCCUCCUUACAAACACAACGCGAACGGUUCAAGAUUCAAUCCACCACACCGCAAGUGCAUUAGGUAAGAAACGCUCCCUCGAUUCCGGACGGAGGCACUCUCUAUUCAUCUAACUACCUCGACUUACACGAUAUACCCAUGAACGCAUACACCAUGUUCAAAUUCAAUAAAGCUACAUGUAUGCCUCCCUAGGGGCUAGCUUGAGAAUACAGUCUUUGGAGCACGAUAGUCGAGAUACAGG
Molecule: messenger RNA, 1529 nt
Organism: Aaosphaeria arxii CBS 175.79
Lineage: Eukaryota; Fungi; Ascomycota; Dothideomycetes; Pleosporales
Product: thymidylate synthase-like protein
Exons: 1
Coding region: 97-1155 (352 amino acids)
Biological process (GO): dTMP biosynthetic process
Cellular component (GO): cytosol; mitochondrion
Molecular function (GO): thymidylate synthase activity
Source: RefSeq, a predicted model, not a curated record